GGUGACUUAUUAGUCUGCCAGGCGGAGGGUAAGUCUGGGAAAUAGGUUUGUAAAUAGCAUGGUGAGAGCACUCCAGGAAGCAUAUUGAUUGCAAGACUUCUAAGUGCUAUGCAAAAGUGUAUAGUAAUUGGCUCGGGGAUACAACUCUUCACUGGAAAACGUCAUGGCAUAAAUUUUGCAUUAUAUAGUUCUGUACGGCUGAAGAGGGGAUACUGGUUCGUGUCGUGGUACUAUGCUGUGAUCUUGUCAAAAUGGAGAACUGUCUGUUAUUAAAUUUAUUGCAAUGCACAUAAGGGAGAUUUAAUAAUUUGCAAGGUAAUGUAAAUAAUAAUUAAGGAAUAACGGAAAAUGAGUUCUAUGUUGGGUAAAAUUUAUUGUAGCCAUUCAUAAAAGUUGUUACAAAGAGAAAGUCGCAAAGCAGUGAGAAAGGGUGACGGUUGUUUUACAGAUACAGAUAUCCUAGUUCCUAAUUAGGGAAGAGCGUAUUGGCAAGUUCUGGACCUCUUAAGGCAUGGGUUGGAGCUAAGAGGUGUUUAGCGAUACUGCUGUGUACUUGUCACGUGAUAAACUGAUUGAUGUCGGCAAGGAAACGAGGAUUACCUAUGAUGAUUAAGCUUGAACUAAUGCAAUAUGCAACAGAAAACAACUAGGAUAAUACGCCAAGAUUGGGCACAUUGUUGUUUGUCCAGGUCGAAUCUCAUUCACGAUACUGUGUUCACUGGCAGUGAAGAUUGGUGAUCGUCUUAUCGUCUCAGAAGAGCAACGCCAAAGAUCAACGCGAAGUCCUCAGAACAAAGGGCCUGAAGUGUCAACAAACUGUUAAUAGAUCAAGUGAUUUACGCGUUCAUUUAGCCGUGAGUACGAGCUAUCUACGUAUAAUUCAGAAAAGGCUGCAUUGACCUGCGUGAAAAUGGCGAGAGCUUGGAUAAGCACAGGGAUUUUCACAGUCGCAAUAAUCCUGCUUGUCUUUGCAAACUGUGUAGAGAUGAAGGGCAAGAGAGACCGCAAAAACCGUCGUAACAGAGAUCAUAUUAAACUCAAAGAAAAUCGCGGAAAAGUCGAUCCUGUGAAAAGCUGGUUAGCAUUUGUACAACAGUCUUCUCAGCGGCGUGGGCAAAAUGUUGUGGAAAACAGACGGAGAUCUCACAAGAAGUCAAAGAAAAACGCGCACAAUGUACCUCAAGGACCCCCCGGACCACCUGGACCACAAGGACCCCCAGGCCCACCUGGUGCAGUUAUUUCGGAGGCAGCCAUGGUAGCAGAAUUCAGAAAUCUCGUAAGAAAUACAGCAGAUAGAAGGGCAGCAAGAUUUGCAGGACAGCCCUUAGGACUAAUGGCUGCCGGAGUCCCCGAUGUGAUAUCUGCAUUUUUCAUCGUGCUAAAAAAAGACAUUAUUGUUCAUAAGAAGUCAAAAAGAGAACUUAACCAAUUUGAGGUGAGAGGGACAGGCACAUUUAUUCGAGGCACUGGUGUUCAGCUGGUUUCAGGGAGGUUUACAGCUCCAUACACGGCAAUUUACAGAUUCCAAGCUAAUCUACACAUCGGUAGAGCCAAAGAUGUCAGUUUAAAACCACGUGAUGCUAUUUCAGCAAAGGUUUGCAUCAACAAUGACUGUGAUAACAACGUAUCACUAAAAUUUCGCUCAGGACUAUCGAGUAAUGCGAGAAUUUUCACAAUCUACGUUGAAGGUUUACUAUACCUGAUGGCCAACCAGUAUACUUCAGUUAUUCUAAUAAACCACUCCAGCAACAUAGUGGUUGUCAACAGAGGGUCAUCAUUCAGCAGUUAUUUGGUCGGUGCAUAGCAUUUAUUCGAUUCUAAAGAAGCGAAUGGUAUGAGUAAUUUGUAAAAUCUUGAUCAAAGCUUGAAGGCACCAUGGCAGUUUACAAAAAAAGAGUACCUGGGAAUGUUGCUGCAUCCUUGAAAUUCGGUACAGGGGCAAGCAAGUCUGGCUGCUUCCAUUCUGUCUGAAAUAGGGUCAAAGAUUGAGUAGUUAAAACUAAUGUCGAUGGAAACAUCAAGAAGGCUGUAGGAGAUGACAGAAAAGAAAUAUCACUUGCGGAUAACGUCCCUUUUUCCUACUGUGUUUUCAGAACGUUUGGAUUGUUGGAAUGAUCCUCAAUGGCAAUUUUCUGCCUUUAAAAAGAACCAUAUGACUUAUAAGGAUAUUUUAACUUUCAAUUUGUGUCGGAACACUUGAUCGUAUUUGAAAAGCUUGACCUUCAGAAUCUGAAGCUAAUGAUAAAAUUUGGGACUGCUUAAAAAAAUGGAUCACCAUUUCAUCCAAUUAAAAAUAGGUGUAUCGUCAAAAUACAUUGACCCUUUAACUGUUCACUUUCAGUUGUGUUGUACGAUGUAUGAAACUUUUCUGUUUAUGCUAGACCAUAUGACACAAAUUGGCCAUUCAAAGACAGAAAUGGUUCUUUAAAAAUCUGUCAUAGCAAACCACGACGAAUUUAUUACUUCAUUGAUGGAUAUUCAGAUGUAAAUAAGACAAUCAUUUAUGAUUUUUUUCAAAUUUGUAAAGAUUCUUAGGUAUCAAAUCUUGCAAGGCUAAAAUUUGCUUAAAAACAAAGUGUUAUCGUUCCCUAAUAUAGAACGAUAAUUGAUUCACUAAAACACGAAGAUACUAAUCUUUGAUGUAAGACUAAAAUAACAUAAACUGUGAUUUAAUUAUUGUGAAACUUUUAAAAAGAUAUUUUUAUAAAUAUAUAGCUUCUUUAGCGUAGUAUUAAUAUAUUUUAUAUUCUAAGUUGCAGAGAGAUUACUAAAGUAAAAACUUAAUUGUAAUAGAAAUUGUGAUAUGAAAAGUAGAGUAUUUCUGUGUAAA
Molecule: messenger RNA, 2830 nt
Organism: Rhopilema esculentum
Lineage: Eukaryota; Metazoa; Cnidaria; Scyphozoa; Rhizostomeae; Rhizostomatidae
Product: adipolin
Molecular function (GO): hormone activity
Source: RefSeq, a predicted model, not a curated record